Messenger RNA from Aspergillus steynii IBT 23096, 1029 nucleotides. RefSeq names its product amidohydrolase family protein. The record is from RefSeq and is a predicted model, not a curated record. Lineage: Eukaryota; Fungi; Ascomycota; Eurotiomycetes; Eurotiales; Aspergillaceae. Gene Ontology annotation, molecular function: carboxy-lyase activity; hydrolase activity. The coding region runs from base 1 to 1029 and encodes 342 amino acids. Gene Ontology annotation, cellular component: cytoplasm. The transcript has 4 exons. Gene Ontology annotation, biological process: secondary metabolic process.
AUGCCCGGCCUACUUCAAACGUUCCUUCUCAGCGCCGCAGCGGCGUCUUCAAACUACCGCAUAGACGUCCACUCCCACGUCGUCCCCCAGAUCUGGAAGGAUGCCAUGAUCGAAGCCGGCUACCCCGUGCAGAACGGAUCGCUCUACGCCGACGGCUUCCCAGUCCCAGACUGGACGCUCGAAGACCACAUCGCGACCAUGGACAGCCUGGGCGUGAACUACUCGACCAUCAGCAUCAGCGCACCGGGCGUCUUCUUCAUCAAAGACCCGUCCAAAGCACAGGCCCUCGCCCGCAGUAUCAACCUCGAAAUGCACACCUACACAACCCAGUACCCUGACCGUCUCGGCGCGCUCUGUCUCCUGCCUCUGCCGCAUGUGCAGGAGUCUCUGGUGGAACUUGAACACUGCCUCACAACCCUCCACUUCCCCGGCGCCGCCACCUUCACCAACUCAGCCGGCACCUACCUCGGCAACAGCACGUUGGACCCGAUCUUCGCCUCCCUCCGCGCUCACAACGCCCCCGUCUUCAUCCACCCCGCUGCCCCCGGCUGCUCCGCCGUCUCAAUGGGCUACCCCGUCCCCAUGACCGAGUAUCCCUUCGACACGGUGCGGGCCAUCGAGAACCUGCUGCUGACAGGUCAGCGCGCGCGGUACCCAGACGUGAGGAUGAUCUUCGCGCACGGCGACGGCGCCCUGCCGUACCUGGCGUCGCGGAUUGCAGGGAUGUCGUCGAUGCCGUUCCUGGGAGGACUGAGUGUGUCGGAGUCGAUGGGGCAGCUGGCGGGGUAUUUUUUCGACACGGCGUCGGCGACGUCGAGGGUGCAGUUGCAGGCGUUGAAGGAGUUUGUGGGGGUUGGUGGGUUGGUGACGGGGACGGAUUAUCCUUAUGUUCCGACGACGCAGGCUCAGCCGGCUGUGAAGGCGAUUCAGAGCAAUGGUGAGUUCAACGCUUCGGCGAUGGCGAGGAUUAAUCAUGGGAAUGCGCUGGGGAUUUUUCCGAGGGUUGCUGAGAUUCUGGGGGUGAAAUAG